ACCACAAGCAUACUCCUCCUUUGAAAGCACUAGCUGUAAUUUGACUGUAUCUUUAAUUUCACCAAACAGAAGGUCUGUGAUUCUGAGGGGCUCUGUGAUUCUUCUGAUCAAGAGAGAAUGGGACAGGAUUUGAUUUAAAGGAAAACAGUCGGGGGUAUUGCAGUCGCUCCCAAAGUAUCUCCGAUAAUGGAGGUGGAUUCAGAGGAGGACGAUGAAGACCCAGUUCCAGCUCCAAGUGCAGGACGUAUAUUUAACAUCAACAACAGCAACAACAAUGAGGAGUAAUCAAAGAUCAUUUGAUCUAUAAUAUAAUACAAAUUAUAUUAUUUAUAUGAAUGCGUAUUGGUGGCAAUACUAUUUUUCUCUCCAUAUAGGGAAGACAAGAAGAAAAAGAAAAAGGAGAAAAAAGAAAAGAAGGAGAAAAAAGAGUAGGUAGCACACUAAUCUUAUUCGAAACAUUCUAGUUAUAAAUAAUGUCUGUAUAAACCUUUCUGUUGUUCUGUAGGAAAAAAGAAAAGAAAGAAAAGAAAGAAAAAAAAGAGAAGAAAGAAAAGGAUGAAAAAGAAAAAGAAAAUGAGAAAGCGAAAGAAAAGGAAAAGGAAAAGGAGAAAGAAAAGGAAAAGGAAAAGGAAAAGGAGAAGGAAAAGGAGAAAGAAAAAGAAAAAAAGGAGGGGUUGGUAUCUGGAUUUUUUCAGUCAUUUCUAAUCUGAGAUUUUCAAAAGUUCAAAGUAUCACAACUGAUUACUGUUCAUGUCAACUUCAUUUUUUUCAAGGCCCAAGGAGGUGUUUGUGAUUAACCCAGCGGGACUCCUGUAUUAUCAAUGGCUGCUUAUAAUCACAAUUCCCGUCAUGUACAAUUGGACAGUUAUAAUUGCAAGAGCCUGCUUUGAGGAACUGCAGCAUGAGUAUCUACUGAUAUGGUUCCUCCUGGACUACACCUCCGAUUUGCUUUAUUUGGCUGACAUGGCCUUCAGAUCACGAACAGGGUACCUGGAACAAGGCUUGCUUAUCAAAGAUGAAAAGCUCCUUCGCCAGCGGUACACCAGCAGUCUCCAGUUCCGCAUCGAUGUCAUCUCCAUGCUACCCACGGAUAUCUUCUACUUCGUUUUAGGGUUAGACUACCCAGAGAUCCGCAUAAACAAGUUGCUCCGCCUGAACCGCAUGUUUGAGUUCUUCACCAUCUCAGAAACCAUGACCAACUACCCCAACAUCUUCCGAAUCUGCACUUUGGUCAUGUACAUCAUCAUCAUCAUCCACUGGAACGCAUGCCUCUACUUCUCCUUCUCCAAGUUAAUUGGGUUCGGAUCAGAUGCAUGGGUGUACCCUGCUCUCACCGAACCAGAGUUCGGAGAGCUGAUGCGAAAAUAUUCCUUCAGCCUCUACUGGUCUACGCUCACCCUCACUACUAUCGGAGAGACGCCAUCUCCGGAGCUAGACUCUGAAUUCCUCUUCCACGUAGUUGACUUCCUGGUGGGCGUAUUGAUCUUUGCCACCAUUGUAGGUAACAUUGCUACAAUGAUCUCAAAUAUGAACGCAGCCCAGGCUCAGUUCCAGGCCAGGAUCGACAACAUUAAGCAGUACAUGCAUGCGCGACAUGUCAGCAAGGACCUUGAGAAGCGUGUCAUCAAGUGGUUUGACUACCUGUGGACUAACAAGAAGGCACAAGAUGAAAGAGAGGUGCUGAGGUACUUGCCAGACAAAUUACGGGCAGAGUUAGGCAUGAACGUGCAUUUAGAGACCCUCAUGAAGGUGCGGAUCUUUGCCGACUGUGAGGCAGGGUUGCUGAUCGAGUUAGUGUUGAAGCUUCGCCCUGUAGUCUUCAGUCCCGAUGACUACAUCUGCCGCAAGGGUGAUAUCGGGCGGGAGAUGUACAUCAUAAAGGAAGGCAAACUUGCUGUGGUGGCCGAUGAUGGCAUCACUCAGUUUGUCGUCCUUGGCGAUGGAAGCUACUUUGGUGAAAUUAGCAUUCUAAACAUCAAGGGCAGCAAGGCUGGGAACCGCAGGACAGCAAAUAUUAAAAGCAUAGGGUACUCAGACCUCUUCUGCUUGUCCAAAGAUGAUCUGAUGGAAGCUCUGACGGAAUAUCCUGAUGCUAAAGCUAUGCUGGAAGAGAAAGGGAGACAGAUUCUGCUGAAGGAUGGUCUGCUGGAGCUGGACCCUGCGAAACUAAAGCCAGACGAGAGAGACUUGGAGGACCGCGUAAACCGAAUAUACAGCACAAUGCAGUUGAUGCAGACCAAGGUAAACAAGCUGCUGGCGGAACAGGAGGAGACACAGAAGAAUAUCAAACGUCGAAUUGCUCAGAUAGAGCGUCUGGCUGGGGAAGUGGUGGAGGAUGAAGAUGAAGAGGAGGAGAAGGAAAAGAAGGAAGAAACCCAGGAGGAGAAGAAAGAAGAAGAGCCAGAGAAAGAGAAGACAGAAGAAGACAAGGAAAAGACGGAAGAAAAAGAGGAGGAAAAGAUCGAAGAAGAGACCGAAGAGAAAAAGAAAGAUGAGGAGUCAUAGGAUAAGACUUGGAUGAAAAUCACAGAUGAAGAAAUCUAAACACUAAUACAUUCAAAUUAAAAUCAAAAACUUGUUCUUAACUCUUGUUCUUAGUAACACUAAUUUGUUUAUCCAAU
Messenger RNA from Ctenopharyngodon idella (grass carp), 2621 nucleotides. It is a transcript of the gene cnga1a, whose product is annotated as cyclic nucleotide gated channel subunit alpha 1a. The transcript is spliced from 4 exons. NCBI's taxonomy places the organism in Eukaryota, Metazoa, Chordata, Actinopteri, Cypriniformes, Xenocyprididae. Gene Ontology annotation, molecular function: intracellularly cAMP-activated cation channel activity; intracellularly cGMP-activated cation channel activity; protein-containing complex binding. Gene Ontology annotation, biological process: monoatomic cation transmembrane transport. Gene Ontology annotation, cellular component: plasma membrane; intracellular cyclic nucleotide activated cation channel complex. The record is from RefSeq and is a predicted model, not a curated record. The coding region runs from base 751 to 2505 and encodes 584 amino acids.